AUGUCAAACUCUGCAAAAUCUGAGGAUAUCUUAGGACUGAGGUUAGACCGAUGCAUUUCAGAUACACUGAUUAAAACAGGUUCGGGGGCUUUUAUGGGUAUUAUUUUCUCCGUGCUAUUGGCAAAAAGUAAACCGUGGCCUGUUGUUUUCGGUACCGGUCUGGGGCUUGGUAUGAGUAUUGCUAAUUGCAACAAUGAUUUCAAACAACCACUGCCUCUUGUUUCUCAUCGUAUUAAAGUAAGUUCCUUCCCAAAUUGCUUGAUCACCUGUUCUCCUUAUGUAGGGUAG
Molecule: messenger RNA, 288 nt
Organism: Echinostoma caproni
Lineage: Eukaryota; Metazoa; Platyhelminthes; Trematoda; Plagiorchiida; Echinostomatidae
Source: the annotation of a GenBank genome assembly